AUGUCCAUCGUGGUUGCAUUACCGCUACUGUAUUUGGCCUCUCUGCUGCGGCCCGACGCCAGCUUUACCCGGAUGAUCCCCACUCACCACCCCUACAUAACGCACUACCUCAAAUACGAAGACAUACUUCGUCCGCAGAGCAAUGUUCUGCGCGUGGUGGUGGAAAGCACUAACGGUGAGGACAUUUUUACGCAGUCCUACAUGGAAACGCUUCAUAAAGUCACCGAUCGUAUUUUCUAUAUUCCGGGCGUCGAUCGAGGCAACCUGAAAUCGCUAUGGACGCCCAAUUCAAAGUGGUCGGAAGUCACCACCGACGGUGUUCGGGCUGGGCGGAUUAUUCCAGACACCUACAAAGGCGAUGCGCCGUCACUAGUCCAACUACGGCAAAAUAUUCUUCGCGCCAACAUGCUGGGCAGCCUGGUCGCUAACGACUUCAAGUCCACCGUCAUCUUGGUGCCACUGCUCGAGCAAGAUCCUCAGACCGGCAAGCCACUGGACUACGGCAAGUUGACGCAAGCGCUGGAAGUUGAGGUCCGCGAGGCAUUUGACGGUCACGGCGUGCAGAUACGGGUGAUCGGGUUUGCCCAGAUCAUCGGUGACUUGCUGGCAGCGGCCGCAGACGUUGCGCUGUUCUUCGCUAUUACCGUACUGCUGAUCAGCGCCGUGCUCUACGGCUAUUGCCGUUGCUGGCGAAGCACGGUGGUUACGGUGCUCAUUUGCCUGGUGACGGUGGUCUGCCAGUUGGGCUUGCUCAAUUUGCUAGGCCUGGGAUUGGACCCCUAUUCGAUUUUGGUGCCCUUUCUCAUUUUCGCCAUUGGCAUCAGCCACGCCGUGCAAAACAUCAAUCUGAUGAUGAGUGAGAUGGCCUCAGGGGCAACCUCACUCGAAGCAUCGCGCAAAACGUUUCGCGCCCUAUUCAUACCCGGCGCCACCGCACUUUUGGCAGAUGCGGCGGGCUUCAUCACGUUGCUGGUGAUACGGGUCGGCGUUAUAGAACAGUUGGCAAUUGCCGCAACCAUCGGGGUGUUCGUUGCGUUGUUCACCAAGAUGUUCCUGCUUCCCGUCUUGAUGUCUUACGUUGGCAUCAGUCGAGGCGGGCUGCGCAAGCAACAAGCACGACUGAACUACUCAUGGCCGAUAUUCAGUCGCGUCUCCCGGGUAGUCGAGCCACGAUUUGCCUGGCCCUUGAUCGCUGUCAGCCUGUUGUUGUUGGCCUACGGUUAUGACGCUCGGCAGGACUUGAAGAUCGGAGACCUGAACCAGGGGGCGCCCGAGUUCCGGGCGGACUCGCGCUACAACCAAGACAACGCCUACCUGCUGGCUCACUACAGCACCAGCACCGAUGUGUACGUGGUGAUGCUUACUACGCCCAAGGAACAGUGCGUCCGCUUCCACGCAGCGGACCUUGCCAACCAGCUUGAACAGACACUUCGUGCGGUACCCGGCGUAGAGUCCGUUCAGUCGCUGUACCAAACCAUGCGAUUCAAUAUCGUGGCGCGCAACGAGGGCAACCCCAAGUGGGCCGAAUUUUCCCGAGAUAAGUUCGUCAUGAACUCCGCGCGCGCGGGCGUGACAUCAGAGUUGGUUGAUGCCAAUUGCAGCGUGGCCCCCAUUAGCAUUUACCUUGCCGACCAUAAGGCGGAAACGCUAACGCGGGUAGCCAGUGCGGUCAGCGAGUUUUCUGCAAAAUACUCGACGCCUGAUCUGCAAAUUCUGCAGGCCGCCGGCAACGCCGGUAUUGAGGCUGCCACCAACGAAGUCAUCGCGAGUUCCGAAACGCCGAUGUUGAUUUUGGUGUUUGCGAUUAUCAGCGCCGUAGUGUUGUGGGAGUUCCGCUCACUCAAAGUCACCCUUGCGCUGAUGGCCCCUCUCUACCUCGCCACUGUUCUGUGUGAGGCGGUCAUGGCCAAACUGGGGCUGGGGGUUAAAAUCGCCACACUCCCGGUCGUGGCGCUUGGCGUAGGCAUCGGGGUGGACUACGGCAUCUACCUCUACAGCCGAUUAGAGGGUUUCCUGAAGCAGGGAAUGGACAUGCGCACCGCUUACUUCCAGACGCUCAAGACUACCGGUAGCUCUGUUGCAUUUACCGGUCUUACCUUGGCUCUUGGCGUGUCGACGUGGAUCUAUUCGUCAAUAAAGUUUCAAGCGGAUAUGGGCUUGCUGCUCGUCUUUCUUUUCCUAUGGAACAUGCUAGGUGCGCUACUCCUAAUGCCUGCCCUUGCCGCGGUCCUGCAUCGUCGGAAGCGGUUGAGUAGC
Molecule: messenger RNA, 2256 nt
Organism: Mesorhabditis spiculigera
Lineage: Eukaryota; Metazoa; Nematoda; Chromadorea; Rhabditida; Rhabditidae
Source: the annotation of a GenBank genome assembly